This is a messenger RNA of Spodoptera littoralis (African cotton leafworm), 920 nucleotides long. NCBI's taxonomy places the organism in Eukaryota, Metazoa, Arthropoda, Insecta, Lepidoptera, Noctuidae. The record is from the annotation of a GenBank genome assembly.
GCCAAAUAUUUAGACCUUACAAAAAGAAGGUGGCUAUGCCUGAAGAAUUCUGCGAAAAAACACUGAAAACUGUCGAUCGUAUUGAGCGUCACUUAUAUGUGACGGGCUUACUUUAUUUCAGAGAUGACGAAGUAAAAUUACACACGUUGCCGAGAAGGGAGGAAGUUGCGUUGACCAACAAAUUGCCAGCGCUUUUCCGACAGAUACGGCACUGCAUCAAGGAAUUGGAUGUUACCAACGAAGUGGUUGCAUUUCGAAUGAUGACCAAAACGAAUGAACUCAUCGUGGUUGGGGACGAUGAAUUCCUAGCUAGCGUGUGGGUGAGGAAACUGGACAGACAUAAAAAUCUCUCACUGCUUUAGAAUUUGAAAGUUAUACAACUAGCAUUAUAAUGAAGAUAAUUACCAACUUGUUGAAAGAUGCAAGAGACGAAUGGCUUGUUCGAACAACUGCAACAAUAAACUGCGCAAAUCCAAUAGUGGAUCGAAUAAUGGAGGACGAUUCCGUAGAAGGAGUAAUAAUGACUAACAAGGAAGGGGUGCCGAUAUUGACAAAUGUGAGCAUCACAAGCGCUACGAAUUAUGGAAGGGCCCUACAUAAGUUCGGUGUGCUGUCGCAAAUGUAUAUCAAGGAAUUGGAUCCACUGGAAGAAAUAAUGAUUUUACGCAUACAUACAAAAAAAAAUGAGAUCAUGAUGGCACCUGAAAACGAUUUCAACAUAAUAGUCAUACAACAUGCCAGAACACGUCCCAAACUGAAAGACAAGAAAGGAAAAGACAAAACUAAAUGAUAUUUAUUUUGAAUUGUAUUGUUUUAUUAUGAUUUACAUUGAAAUAUUUUUCGCAGGAGUUCAUUAUUUUCGUUUAACCCUUUUACUUUAAAUAUAGUCCUAUUCCUUCUUACUUCAAUAUAGAUAAAAC